Molecule: messenger RNA, 735 nt
Organism: Peronospora matthiolae
Lineage: Eukaryota; Oomycota; Peronosporomycetes; Peronosporales; Peronosporaceae
Source: the annotation of a GenBank genome assembly
AUGAACUUGACGCAGAAACGCGAGAAAGUAGCCUUGCUUCACCAACAAGGUUCUCAACAAGCAGAGUUGUUGAGAGAACAGGGUGCUCAACAGUUUGAACUGUUGAGACAGCAGCAGGCUGCUGCUGGUGGGUCGAUGCACUCGCGUCGACCCGAAACCUUGAAGAUUGACAUCUCCAAGUAUAGGGGAGUCGAAGAGGACUCCCUCUUGAGAUGGUUCGUCGAAUUGGAUGACGCCAUAAGGGCGCGUCGCAUCGACGAUGGGGAUAUGCAAGUUUCAUUUGCCCAAUCAAAUCUGGCAGAACGUGCCAAGACUUGGGCUUUGGGGCUCAAGUUGCACGACCCAUAUGCGUUUGGGUCGUUGGAAGUCUUCAAGUCGCGGCUCAGACAAACGUUUGAACCGCCUAGAGCUGAUUUCAGAGCUCGAACCGAACUCUUGAAGCUCAAGCAAGGUAAGCGUGAUGUGCACGCUUACGCGCAACAUAUACGACAUCUCACGAGUUGUAUAAGCUCCAACCCGGUUGAUGAACACACGUUGGUUUCGGUGUUCAUGCAGGGUCUUGCGGAUGGUCCCGUCAAGACUCACCUGUUCCGACUUGAACUAGAUUCACUAGAACAAGCCAUUUCCAUUGCGGAGCAGGAAGACUUCAGUCUGAGACAGGCUCGCGCCAGCUCGACAUCAUAUCGUCAACCGAGACGAUAUGACAGCGGAGGUCCAGAGCCGAUGGAACUCUGA